Messenger RNA from Drosophila teissieri, 2576 nucleotides. RefSeq names its product hemicentin-1 (gene DIP-kappa). Bases 369 to 2405 code for a protein of 678 amino acids. The transcript is spliced from 12 exons. The record is from RefSeq and is a predicted model, not a curated record. Gene Ontology annotation, cellular component: neuron projection. NCBI's taxonomy places the organism in Eukaryota, Metazoa, Arthropoda, Insecta, Diptera, Drosophilidae.
CCCAAACUAUGCAGGAAAAAUGCGUGUAAACAGCAGCAGCAAAUCAUUCCACGCAUCCGGAUCCGCGUUCGGAUUUUGACUUUGGGGCUGAGGCCCCAGUAAAGUGGAGGCAAGCUGGCUCGUCAUCGUCAUGGGGUCACCCUGUCAUCAUCAUAAUAGCCACUCCACGUGACACUCCAUUUCAAUCGCCGUGGGUGUUGAUUACAGCCCCAUUGUUGUUGCUGUUGAUUACGCGACGUUUACGUGAUUAAAGGUGAAAACAUUUGCCGCCCAGUGAAUCCUGGAACAUUUGGCAACUUGUCGCCGUAGUGUUGAACUUUUUCCGUCACAUUAACCGUUGCAGGAGAAAAUUAAGCUAAAGGAUUUCCAUGGCCAUGGCAGGACCCCACCGCCUGCCACGCCCACAUACACGCCGCCGCUUCCGCCCACAGGCGAAGUUUAACGUCCGGCAGUUGGCCAUCAAGAUAAUAGCCACUGCCGCGGUUGCCAUGCUGAUGACAGCCACGCCCACACUCGCCGAAAUCCCCUCAAAGGGAAAACACACGCGACUGGACACCCAGCAGACGGCACAGGAAGAUUCCGACUUCCCGCGAUUCGCGGAACCCAUUGCCAAUGUCACCGUCUCCGUGGGACGCGAUGCCUUGAUGGCAUGUGUGGUGGAGAACCUCAAGGGCUACAAGGUGGCCUGGGUGCGGGUGGACACGCAGACGAUCCUGUCCAUUCACCACAACGUCAUCUCGCAGAACAGCCGCAUCAGCCUGACCUACAACGACCAUCGCUCGUGGUACUUGCACAUCAAGGAGGUGGAGGAGACGGAUCGCGGCUGGUACAUGUGCCAAGUGAAUACGGAUCCCAUGCGCUCCAGGAAGGGCUACUUGCAGGUGGUGGUUCCACCCAUGAUUGUCGAGGGCCUGACCAGCAACGAUAUGGUGGUGCGCGAGGGUCAGAACAUCUCGCUGGUCUGCAAGGCACGUGGCUAUCCGGAGCCCUACGUCAUGUGGCGACGCGAGGACGGCGAGGAGAUGCUAAUUGGCGGGGAGCACGUCAACGUAGUGGACGGUGAACUGCUGCACAUCACCAAAGUGAGUCGCCUGCACAUGGCCGCGUAUCUGUGCGUCGCCUCCAACGGAGUCCCACCUUCGAUUAGCAAGCGGGUCCACCUGCGUGUGCAAUUUCCGCCGAUGCUUUCCAUACCCAACCAGUUGGAGGGAGCCUAUCUGGGGCAAGAUGUCAUACUCGAGUGCCACACCGAGGCCUAUCCAGCAUCGAUCAACUACUGGACCACGGAGCGCGGGGACAUGAUCAUAUCGGACACCUCACGAGCCGGCGAUAAAUACGAGACCACAUCAACCGUCAGCGGUUACACAAAGUACAUGAAGUUAAAAAUCCGCGCAGUUGGACCCAACGAUUUCGGCACAUAUCGCUGCGUGGCCAAGAAUUCGCUGGGCGAAACGGAUGGAAACAUAAAACUGGACGAAAUGCCCACACCAACCACGGCCAUUAUUUCAGAAAUGUCCUUGCUGAACCGCAGCUAUGAUGGCAAGAGACGUCAUAGAAAUAAAUUUGACUCGGCCAACGCUCUGCCUGAUUAUGGGGUUGAGGAGUGGCGUGACGGAGCCCAAGGCAACCAUGCUGGAAACAAUGGCGAUAACAAUCAAACGCCCGUGCGUAAUCCGCCCGGAGCAUUCCACAAUUCUGCAGGCUCACUGGCGCAGCAUAAUCUACUUGCUAAAAUAAUGCUCGGCAUUAAAACGCAAUCAUUUGGGAUUUUCAAACGUUUAUCGAGCUCUUUGCCGCUGGCGGCGGGACAGAGCUUUCUCUGGCUGUCGACGUUAUCGCUGCUCUCAGCCCCAAGUCGGUGGCGUAUGAGUAAUGUGGAAAAUCGGCCGAGCUCACCGGAGACCAUUGUCAACAGCGAUACCGCCGAUGCCGCCGAGUGCUGGGGAAGCAGAAGCCAUUGCGUGAGGGACAGAAACAACAACAACAGCAGCCACAGUCGCAUUACCGAACGCCCACCAAUGUGGGCGCGGCAUUCGCGCAUAUUUCACAUUGCUCAUACGCCGUGUGGCGCGUCAACGCAGUACCAACGCCUAUGCGAACGCCAAUGGCAAUGGCAAAGGCUGUGGCAGUGGCAGUGGAAGUGGCAACAUCAAUGGCAGCGGCAGUGGCAGUGGCCAAUGCUCAUUUGCAUAGUAAUAUUGGCUGGCUGUUUUGUUCGCUGGCUGCCAAUGUUGCUGCAUUUUAUCGGCCGGCACAUCGGAACAUUUUCUAUUAGCGCGGCGCAUAGGCAACAUUUAAUGUGCACAUUUUGGGGCAACCGUAGUAAUAAGGUUGUCGCCAAAAAUACCACCCCUGCCAUUCCAAGUACUUUCCAAACGCUCUGCUCCCGGAUGUUUUCAAGAUGAAAUCAAAUAAUUGCAAAGGCAAAAAGAAACUCAUUUAGGGCACAAGCAGCUUGAAGAACGAAAUCAAACCUUGGCCCGACGAGGACCAGGAUAACGAGGACGAAGCGGGAUGGGAGAGGGGGCAGCCAGACAACUGCAGUGGUUGGAAUUCAGAUAUAGAUAUGUUUAUAC